Messenger RNA from Acanthosepion pharaonis, 738 nucleotides. The record is from the annotation of a GenBank genome assembly. Lineage: Eukaryota; Metazoa; Mollusca; Cephalopoda; Sepiida; Sepiidae.
AUGACCCCAGAAGAAUCGAUUGAACAGUGGGAGGCCAAGACAAUUCAGGGCGCAACAGGUAUGCAAACUGCUGUUGGUAUGACAUCCGUCAUUUUCUUUUUGAUGUUAAUAUCAAACAUCCACCGAUCUGUGAGCGGGAAAAUGAAGAGUUUUAUACAUGAAGUCGGAGCCACUGUGACGAUCGACUUGUUGGAUACUAUGGACCUUUUGGAACUUUUGUACGAAGAAGAAGAAAAACACACCCGCUGGGGAGGUGACGAAGAGAUUGUUUUCCGUCUCGUCUUGGCCAUUGUCGUCAUUAAUAUGUUAGUCCCAGUUUUCCCGUGCGCUAUAAUUCAUCGUGGCCGGACCCACACCAGUCAUAUGUUCCGUCGGCUAGUUCUCACUCAAAAAGUACUACAGAUCGUUUUGGUCAACUUGCUUUUCAUGAGCGUUCGUCUGAUUCUUUGGUCAAUGUACGGUGAAAAGUUCUCCGCUUUUAUCAUCAAAAAUGUUCUUAUGGUCGGCAUUCUUUCCACAGAUAUAUUCAAUGUCUACAUGGAGGCCCACGAGGAGAAACGGCGAGAGAAACACCAGAAGACCUAUUACGACACAAUCAUGGGCGUGGCUGCUCCGGUCAAGACAAAAUCGGUGAACGGGGAUUCAGUCGAGUUUGAAAUGAAGGAAGUCAUUGAAGCUGUAAUGUUUGCAAUGGAACUGAAAAAAGUGAACAAAAAACCUGAGGGUGUUGAAGCAUGA